Histoplasma capsulatum G186AR is the source of this 1185-nucleotide messenger RNA. Its product is annotated as FAD-binding domain-containing protein. Gene Ontology annotation, molecular function: ferric-chelate reductase activity. Gene Ontology annotation, biological process: intracellular iron ion homeostasis; iron ion transport; copper ion import. Bases 1 to 1185 code for a protein of 394 amino acids. The transcript is spliced from 4 exons. The record is from RefSeq and is a predicted model, not a curated record. Gene Ontology annotation, cellular component: plasma membrane. NCBI's taxonomy places the organism in Eukaryota, Fungi, Ascomycota, Eurotiomycetes, Onygenales, Ajellomycetaceae.
AUGCAUCAUACUAUCAGCAUCAUGAUGCUGAUUCAAAGCCUUGUUCAUGCUGUGAUAACUAUUCAUGCCUCCGGAGCCUCCCUGACCGAAGGUCUACAGCUCCACGGUCUGCUGAGUAUCGUUGUUCUCUUCAUUCUUGUCACUCUGCCACUUGUUCGAAGAUAUCAGUAUGAGCUUUUUUGGAUAUUACAUGUGGCAUCGGCUAUCUUUUUAGUCUACUCACUCUGGCGUCAUGUGGAAACUCUGGACAUGGUACCAAGAUUAUGUGUUCUUACUUCUGCCGGCCUCUUUCUCUCCAUUUCAAUUCUGCAUCUCAUACGGUCUGUAUUCAGAAAUUUCACCUUUGGAAAUGAUCUAGGAAGAUUAACCUUAGUCUUGGAGACUCCUCUUGACGCCCUGGGCAGUAGUGCCGACACUUAUCGGGUGGAUAUAUCUCUUCCAAGGCGUUGGAAGGUCAAGGCAGGAGAAUGGAUCAAUCUUACUUUACCGAGGGUCGGCUUCUUGUACGCCUACCAAGCGCAUCCAUUUACUGUAGCUUGGUGGGAAGAAGACGAGGCUGGCUAUGCUUCAUCCAUAUCCCUACUGAUAAAAGCAAGAUCAGGGUUCACUCAAAAGCUUUUGAAACAAAUCCAGCCAUACACUGAAUACAAGGCAUGGAUCGAUGGACCGUAUGGGCCUGCACGAACCAAUACCUAUAGUCUUUCUAAGGUGGGAGACUACGGCCAUCUCAUCAUGUUUGCAACAGACAUUGGUAUCGCAGCUCAGAUCCCAUAUAUCAAAGAGACGCUUAAAGGGAUAAAGAAAUGUAAAGUGAAAACUCGAAGCAUCUGUCUUGUGUGGCAGAUGAACAAGGCUGGUGCGCUACCUAAUGAUCAAUUCUAUUUAUUCAUGACUCAAUUUUUUGCAGAUGAUCUAGAUUUGGUCCGUCACUGGCUGCAGCAACUUGUUGCAGAAGAUGAAAAUUAUCAUUUAAAACUUCUAGUAUAUAAUUCAAACGAGAAUCCCAGCUCAAGAGAUCCUGUACCAUAUGGCCAGCAUGAUAGAAUUCUAAUAUCUGGGGGGGAGCCGAACUGGGAUGAUCAUUUACAGAAUGAGAUGAAGGCAAGAAAGGGUAGACUACUUAUCAUGAAUACAGAUUUGUUUGAAUUGGAAUUUCAACCAUGGGCUGUGAAGAGGUCAUGUUGA